Aspergillus mulundensis is the source of this 1290-nucleotide messenger RNA. Its product is annotated as putative salicylate hydroxylase. Gene Ontology annotation, molecular function: monooxygenase activity; FAD binding. Bases 1 to 1290 code for a protein of 429 amino acids. Lineage: Eukaryota; Fungi; Ascomycota; Eurotiomycetes; Eurotiales; Aspergillaceae. The transcript is spliced from 6 exons. The record is from RefSeq and is a predicted model, not a curated record.
AUGAAGGUCAUUAUCGUCGGAGCCGGAAUUGGCGGACUUACGGCGGGAAUCGCCCUGCGUCGUAAGGGCCACGAUGUCCAAAUAUUCGAACGAUCCAGUCUCCUCAGCGAAGUCGGGGCCGCCAUCAACGUCUGCCCCAACGCCUCACAAAUUCUUUCACAGUGGGGAUUCGACUUCGAACGCUCGGGCAUGGUCAGCGCGCGCAACCACAUGAAAGCAUCUGGUCGCACCCUCGACGUCGAGUCCUCGGUAACCUAUCCCGACUUUACGCCCAUAUACGGAGGCCCCUGGCUGCUAGCCCACCGGGUCGAUCUGCACAACGAACUACGCAGAGUAGCGACCGGCACUGAAAAGCCAGGGAAGCCGGUCGAGCUCACCCUGCGCGCAGAGGUCGUCGACUACGACGUGGAAAACGGAUACAUCACGCUGGGCGACGGGUCCACUCACCAUGCUGAUCUGAUCGUGGGAGCGGAUGGGGUUCACGGAGACGCCGUCCGCCAUGUCCUUGGCCAUUCCCUCUCCUCGAUUGCCACGGGCUGGGCUGUUUUCCGGUGGCUGACGCCUAGCAAUGAGCUGACGGGGGAUCCUGAGAUCGCGCCUUUGCUUGAAGAUGCCCUCAGCGUGAGGGACGGCAUGACCAGGUUCCUUGCUACCGACGAGGAUAUGAGGCGGAUUGUGUGGUAUCCGUGUGCUGAUAAUACGCUCCAGAACUUCGUUGCUGUGCAUCAGGAUCGGCGGACUGAUGAUGAGCGAGAAGACUGGGACCGGUCAGCCUCGGUGGAGGAUGUGAUAUCGCAAUACUCCGACUUCCACCCUAACAUAAUCAAGAUUAUCAGAAAAGCCACUAACAUCAAACGCUGGCCCCUCCUCUACCGCGAGCCUAUCAAAACCCUAAGCAAAGGUCGGCUGGUCCUCAUCGGCGACGCAGCCCAUCCCAUGCUACCCCCAUCCACAGACCAAGGCCAAGGCGGCGCCCAAGCAAUCGAAGACGGCGCCGCACUCGGCGAGAUAUUCACCGACAUCGCAGAUAACCCUUCACUCGACGAGAUCCGCGCCCGUCUGGCAAUCUUCGAACAGGUGCGCCUCCGACGCGUCUCAGCGAUGCAGGUCCUCUCGGACGCAGGACAGGACCGGGUCUUUGAGGUGCGCGAGCGGGCAAAGCAGUAUAUGCCGCCGGGCGUGGAGGUGCCGUCUUCGAUGAAGGAGUUCCGGGAUCAUAAUUUCGGAUAUGAUGUGCUUGAGGACAGUCGGCGCCAUUUACGGGAGUAUUUGGAUGGUGUGAAGAAUUAA